AUGGUAGGACCAGCCACCCACGCUCACCUCGCCGGCACCGCCGCGCUCCUCCUGUUGGUGGCCACCAUCCCAGCGACGACAGUUGCCGUGGUGCCAUCGGAGGUCGACGCCCUUCUGGCCUGGAGGGCCAGCCUGGACGACCCGGCCACGCUGUCCAACUGGACCAGCGCCGCGCCGGCCUGUGACUGGGUCGGCGUGUCCUGCGAUGCCGCCGGACACGUCCGGGCGCUAAGGCUUGAGGGACUCGGUCUCUCGGGCGGGCUCGGCUCGCUCGACACCAUCGCGCUCCCGGCGCUUGCCAUUUUGAACCUCGCAGGGAACAACCUCAACGGGGAAAUCCCGGCUAGCAUCUCGCUACUGCGCUCCAUCAACGAACUCAACCUCAGCAGCAAUUGUUUCAACAGCUCCAUCCCGCCGCAGCUCGGUGACAUGCCCGGCCUCCAGUCCCUCAGCCUCCGCAACAACAGCCUUUUCGGAGACAUCCCGCGCCAGCUCUGCAGGCUCCUUCCCGUCAGGGAACUCGACCUGUCAAACAACCAGCUCACGGGGAACCUCCCGGACUGUUGGUGCAAGCUCAAGGCUCUGCAGUACAUCAACUUGUCAAAAAAUCGGCUCAUAGGCAACCUGCCGAACUGCUGGUGCAAACUCCAGGCUCUGCGAUACAUCAAUCUGUCAAAAAACUGGCUCGCCGGGAAUCUCCCGGACUGCUGGUGGAAUCUGCAAGCUCUGCAUUCCAUGAACCUGGCCAAUAACUCCUUCUCAGGUGAAAUCCCCGUGACCAAGGCAAACCACAACUGCUCUCUCACCCUCCUAAAACUUAACAAAAAUGCCUUUGUUGGAACCAUCCCACACCUAGAGGGUUGUGACUCGCUGGCAACCCUCGACCUCAGCCACAAUAGGUUCAACGGCUCCAUCCCACCACAACUCGGUGAUAUCCGCAGCCUCAUCAACCUCCAGCUCUACAAUAACAACCUCACUGGGGCCAUCCCGCACCAGCUCUGCGGGCUCCUCUCCAUGAGAAUACUCUAUUUGUCAAACAAUCGGCUCACCGGGAACCUCCCGGACUGCUGGUGGAAUCUACAGGCUCUGCAGCUCAUGGACCUAUCCAGGAACUCCUUCACAGGUGAAAUCCCCGCGACUAAGGCAAGUCACAACUGCUCUCUCAUUUCCCUAAAUCUCGCCAAAAAUUCCUUCACUGGAACCUUCCCAGACCUAGAGGGCUGCAACUCGUUGGCCAUCCUCGACCUCGGCAACAAUAAGCUAACUGGGAAGCUCCCUGGCUGCUGGUGGAACCUGGAGGCUCUAGAGUUCAUGGACCUGUCUGACAACUCCUUCUUAGGUGAAAUCCCUCUGGCUAAGGCAGGACACAACUGCUCUCUCGAGUCAUUGUACCUUUCCGGAAAUGGCUUUGUUGGUGUCUUCCCACAGGUCCUAAGAGCCUGCAACUCGCUGGCCACCCUAGACAUCGGGAACAAUAGGUUCUUUGGUGCUCUCCCUCCAUGGAUUGUGAUUUGGGUUCAAUCAAUGAGAAUCCUUAGGCUCAGAUCAAACAACUUCACCGGAGAAUUUCCUUUCGAGCUAUCACAACUUUCUCAGCUUCAGUUGCUCGACAUGGCAAACAAUAGCUUCAUUGGAGCAAUUCCGGUAGCCUUCGGAAACUUGACCUCCAUGAGGCGUCCACAUAAUAUGUCAACUCUGAGACCGCUCGACGGAUUAAAAUAUUGGGAUAAGAUCAAAAUAAACUGGAAGGGGCAAGAGCGAACUUUCAACGGAAAACUAGAGUUAAUAAGUGGUAUUGAUGUGUCGGACAAUUUGUUAUCUCGGUGCAUCCCUGAAGAGCUAACCAAACUUCAGGGCAUCCAGUUCCUGAAUCUAUCAAGAAAUCACCUGUCAUGCAACAUUCCUGAAGACAUUGGCAGUUUGACUUGUCUCGAGUCCCUUGAUGUGUCAUCUAAUGGACUUACAGGAGCAAUUCCUCCCAGCAUGUCGAGCUUAUCAUGGCUAAACUCGUUGAAUGUCUCGAACAAUCUUUUGUCGAGCAAGAUACCCACUGGGAGUCAGAUGCAAACCCUGACUGACCCAUCAAUUUACUCUAAUAAUUCUGGGCUCUGUGGAUUUCCUCUCGACAUGUGUGCAAAUACUUUGCUUUCACCAAAUGAGAGAAAUGGCGAAGAUGAGGAUCAGUGGUUGUGCUAUUGGGUGAUUGCUGGGAUUGUGUUUGGUUUCUGGCUAUGGUUUGGUAUGCUCUUUAGAGUUAAGGCUUGGAGAUGUGCUUUUCUCUUCUUUGUGGAUGGUGUGCAAUGUAAGAUUAUGAAGAAGGUGUCACGUUAGCUAUGUUAUUACUGGUUGUGUUCUCUACAAUAUGAUACCAAUAUCAUCAAUUC
Molecule: messenger RNA, 2384 nt
Organism: Aegilops tauschii subsp. strangulata
Lineage: Eukaryota; Viridiplantae; Streptophyta; Magnoliopsida; Poales; Poaceae
Source: RefSeq, a predicted model, not a curated record